Cynara cardunculus var. scolymus (artichoke) is the source of this 1484-nucleotide messenger RNA. Its product is annotated as phosphoglycerate mutase-like protein AT74H. Gene Ontology annotation, molecular function: phosphatase activity. The transcript has 4 exons. The record is from RefSeq and is a predicted model, not a curated record. Lineage: Eukaryota; Viridiplantae; Streptophyta; Magnoliopsida; Asterales; Asteraceae. The coding region runs from base 299 to 1261 and encodes 320 amino acids.
UAAAUAAACAAACUUUCUGUCAAACGGUUUACGGACAGUUCGUUGAACGUUCGAUUCGUUUACGACCCUAAAUAUUUGUUGCUCGUUUUAAUACAAGUCUCCUAUCACUCCAUAUGAUAUCUCCACGUUGGCAUUCAAAGACCUCCUAAAAUGAACUUGCUUAUCCAUGAUAUGAUUGACCACCGCUCCCAGAAAUUCUACGCUUCAUUUAACUUCAAUUGCUUAGUAAUGCAAUUUGCAUGAUUCUUUGAAUAUGCCCAAAUAAACACCUACCUCUCUCCUUCCAUUUCUACAGACCAUGUCUGCCACAGCCACACUAUCUUCAUCCAUAAUCAAGUGCUGCGAAGACACAAUUGGCCGCCGACAAAGGCUCGCCUUCGACGACAACGGUUUCCCGGAGAAAAACCUCAUACUCAACGCCUCCACCGUCAAGCCUCCACGGCCGAGACGGAUCAUUCUCGUCCGACAUGGACAGAGCGAAGGAAACGUCGACGAAGGAGCCUACACCAGAGUCGCAGAUCCGAGGAUUAGAUUGACGGAGAAAGGGAAACGAGAGGCGGAGCAAUGUGGACAGAGGAUUCGAGAGAUGAUUGAGAAGGAUGGAGCUGAUGAUUGGAAGGUUUACUUCUACGUUUCGCCGUAUCAGAGGACGAUCGAGACUCUGCGUGGUUUAGGCACGGCGUUUCAACGGUCGAGAAUCGCCGGCGUGAGGGAAGAACCACGGUUGCGAGAGCAGGAUUUCGGUAACUUCCAAGAUCAAGAACAGAUGAAGAUUCAGAAAGCAGUUCGAGUUCAAUACGGUCGGUUUUUCUACCGUUUUCCAAAUGGAGAAUCCGCAGCAGAUGUCUAUGAUCGAAUCACAGGGUUUCGGGAGACGCUGAGAACGGAUAUCGACAUUGGAAGGUUUCAGCCACCAGGGGAGCAAAGCCCUAACAUGAACUUGGUCAUAGUUUCACAUGGUUUGACAUUGAGAGUGUUCUUAAUGAGAUGGUAUAAAUGGACAGUUGAGCAGUUUGAGAGGCUCAACAACAUGCCCAAUGGAAAUAUGAUCGUCAUGCAAACAGGCCAAGGUGGAAGAUACAGUUUGUUAGUGCAUCACACCAAACAACAAAUGAUGGACUUUGGUUUGACUCAAGAAAUGCUUGUUGAUCAAGAAUGGCAAAAAACAGCAAAGCCAGGUGAACUAAACUACGAAAGCUUAACCGCUGGACCAUCUUUCUUCACCCAUUUUGAUGAUGAAAGUAAUGGAAGAUUCAGCUGAAGACUAAAGAUUUUUAGGUGAUGGAUUGAACAAACUGGGUGAUUUUGUAUCUUAUGAACCAAAUGCUAGUAAAAAAAAUAGUUAGAAUGGUUUUGUGCAUUGUGAAUCCAUGACUAAAAGUAAGUACCUUGUCAUCGGCAAACAUAUGAUUCUUUUGCGUCUGCUCUGUAGAUUCUGAACUGGAUAAUUUGAUUAUAUGAUUGCUACCUGUUUCUUUCUUGAA